Diaporthe batatas is the source of this 2292-nucleotide messenger RNA. RefSeq names its product mRNA-binding ribosome biosynthesis protein NOP4. Lineage: Eukaryota; Fungi; Ascomycota; Sordariomycetes; Diaporthales; Diaporthaceae. The record is from RefSeq and is a predicted model, not a curated record. Gene Ontology annotation, molecular function: RNA binding. The transcript has a single exon. Bases 1 to 2292 code for a protein of 763 amino acids.
AUGGCCAAAUCAACGGGGCAGAAGAGGCGCAGGGAGGCGGAAGCCGAUCUCGAGCAGAAAGGCACCGCUACGAAAACCCAGGAUGGCCCGCCGUCGAAGAAGAGCCGAGUCGAGGAGCGGAGGUCCCUCUUCGUGAGGUCUCUUCCGCCCUCGGCGACGGCUGAGUCCCUGACCGACUACUUUUCACAACACUAUCCUGUGAAGCACGCCACUGUCGUUGUCGAUCCGAAGACGAAAGAAUCCCGUGGUUAUGGAUUCGUCACGUUUACCGAUGCCGACGAUGCCGUCGAAGCCAAGCAGAAGCUCAACAACGAACUGUUCGGCGGCCGCCGCAUGAAGCUUGAAGUUGCCGAACCGCGACACCGUGCGGGAGGUGACAGCGCUGCGAAGUCUCACAUUGCAGAGGAGAAGAAGAAGCGGGAGGAAGAGAUGGCCGAGGCCAAGAAGGCUCCAAAGCUCAUCAUUCGAAAUUUGCCCUGGAGCAUCAAGAGCUCGGAACAGCUCGCCAAGACCUUCGCCAAAUAUGGAAAGAUUAAGUUCUCUGACCUGCCAAACAACAAGGGGAAGCUCAAGGGUUUUGGCUUUGUCACCUUCCGUUCGAAGAAGCAUGCGGAACGUGCAAUGGAGGAGAUGAACGGCAAGGAUGUCGACGGGAGAACCAUUGCUGUGGACUGGGCGGUCUCGAAAGAUGAGUGGCAACAACAACAGGGUCUGGAGCAGGAAGAUGAGGGCAAGGACGAACCAAAGCCUAAGGACGAACCAAAGCCUAAGUCCAAGAAGUCCAAGAAGGAAAAGGCCGACGCAGACGACGAUGAGGACGAGGAGAUGAAAGACUUGAACGAGGAGGACCGUGAUCUUGCCAUGUUCAUGAAGAAGAUGGAAGAGUUCGAUUCCGAGGACAAAGAAGACGACGACGAAGAAGAGGAUGAGGAAAGCGGAGCAGACCUCGACAAGGACGAUGACAGCGAAGACGAAGAGGGCGAGGAUGUCUCGAGCGACGCAGAAGAAUCAGAAGAGGAGGUAGAGGAGAAGCCCAAACGCCUCACGGACAACUCCACAACUGUUUUCAUCCGCAAUCUUCCUUUUACGGCCACAGAUGAAUCCUUGAAAGAGCACUUCACGCAAUUCGGCCCCAUCAGGUACGCCAGGAUCGUGAAAGACCGAGCGACGGAGCGACCCGCUGGCACUGGCUUUGUGUGUUUCAUCAAGGAGGAUGACUUCAAGGCUUGUUUGAGGAAUGCCCCACGGCAAAAACAAACCGUCAAAACCGCUAGGCACUCGGUACUUCAAGACGAGACUGUCGACACGGACGGUCGCUACACCAUCGACGGACGUGUCCUAUCGGUGGCUGCUGCGGUGAGCAAAGAAGAAUCGGCACGGCUUACCGAGGCAGGCCCUGCGGCCCGCAAGGGACAAGAGAAGGACAAGCGACGUCUAUACCUCCUCUCCGAAGGCACAAUCCCGAGUGGCUCUCCUCUCUACAAGCUACUCUCCCCGACGGAGGUCAAGCUCCGCGAGCAGAGUUUGCAGCAGCGGAAGAAGCAAGUGCAGAGCAAUCCCAGCUUGCAUUUGAGUAUGACGCGGUUGGCAGUCCGCAACUUGCCCAGGAACAUGUCCUCUAAGGAACUGAAGCAACUGGCCCGACAAGCCAUUGUUGGUUUUUCUGCGGACCUCAAGGCAGGCAAACGCACACCACUUUCCAAGGAGGAACUUUCUCGAGGAGGAGCUGAGGACCGGGAGGCCGAGCACCGCCGCAAGGAGAAGGGUGUGGGUGUCGUCAAGCAGGCAAAGGUCGUCUUCGAGACCAGGGACGGCAAGAAGGUGGAUGAGUCCACCGGUGCAGGUCUGAGCAGGGGCUACGGUUUCAUCGAGUACUCCAGCCACAGGUGGGCGCUCAUGGGCCUCCGCUGGCUCAACGGUCAUGCACUCAAGAACGAGGCAGGCCGGACGGUGCGGCUGAUUGUGGAGUUUGCGAUCGAAAAUGCGCAGGUGGUGAGCCGGAGGAAGGCGAACGAGGUGAGGGCGAGGACGAAGCGGGCCGAGGUGCAGGAAAAGGGUGAGCAGGACAAGAAGCAAGGACGCAAGGACGUCAAGGGCAAGAACGCCAAGGGCAAGAACGUCAAGGGCAAGGCUGGCAAGGCUGGCAAGGCGGAGGCUGAGGCUGAGGAGGUCGAGGAUGAGCGCGACGCGUCCACGAAGAAGGACGCCAAGGAAAAGCUGGCGCAGAGGCAGAGGAUUAUCGGGCGGAAGAGGAUGGCUCGCAAGACCAAGAAGCAGGGUCGCAAGGGCUAG